AUGUCGAACCCGCCGCCAUCCAGGUUCACCACGGGGAACCAGACCACGCACGAGCGCCUCACCACCACCACCGUCGGGCUCGUCGCGCUCUCCGACUUCAGGAAGCGCCGCGCCGAGGUCCUCGAGCAGCAGGAGCGCGAGGCCCGCGAAAAGAACAAGCAGGCCGCCGCCGCCGCCGCCGCCGCCACCGCCACCGCCACCCAGACCCCAGACCGCUCGCGCACCGGCACGCCCGCCAACGGCAGUGAGGGGAGCGACGCCGAGCGCCAGCUGAAGAAGAAGAAGACGGCCAAGCGCGCCAAGGUCUCCAACAAGCUCUCCUUCGCCGCUGACGGCGACGAGGACGACGACGAUGACGCCGCGCCGCCGCGCAUCCUGAAGAAGGCCCCUGCGAAGCCCCAGCCCAAGGGCGAGGCCUCCCCCGAGGACGGGAACGAGGCGGCUGGGUCUGAGGAUGCAUCAGGGGCCGCCGAGAGCAGCGGCAGGGAUGAGGCGAGCGCCAGCGAGUCCAAGAGGCCGUCCAAGCCCAAGAUCACGCCCAACGCAUCGGUGGGCGUGAUCCCCCGCGCCCUGACCAAGGCCGCGCUGCGCCGCGAGGCCGCGGAACGCGAGGCCCUGCGCAAGGAGUUCCUCGCCCUCCAGGCUGCCAUUAAGGCCACCGAGAUCGCCAUACCCUUUGUCUUCUACGACGGCACCAACCUGCCCGGAGGCACUGUCACGGUCAAGAAGGGCGACUUCACAUGGGUCUUCCUCGACAAGAGCCGCAAGGUCGGGGCAAAGCUGGGUGUCGGCGGCGAAAGGAUCAUAAAUGCCAGACGUGACUGGGCUAGAGUCGGUGUCGACGACUUGAUGCUGGUUCGAGGGACCAUAAUAAUUCCACAUCACUACGAAUUUUACUUCUUCAUCAUGAACAAGACCCUAGGGCCAGGCAACCGCCCCCUCUUUAACUACAGCGUCGAGGCACCACCAAAGAAGGAUGAAAGCGAGGCAAGUAGCGAGGCUGGACCUCCAGCGGGCUUGCUCCGUCGAACCGGAGACCAAGAGCGAGCAGCGCAGAUCCAGGCGCUCGAGGGAGCCCAGGACGACCCCAACAUGACAAAAGUCGUUGACCGGCGCUGGUACGAACGAAACAAACACAUAUACCCAGCCAGCGUCUGGCAGGAGUUCGAGCCCGACAAGGACUACAGCAAGGAGGUCCGGCGCGACCUGGGAGGCAACACCUUCUUUUACUCGCGCUGA
This is a messenger RNA of Gaeumannomyces tritici R3-111a-1, 1239 nucleotides long. RefSeq names its product XAP5 domain-containing protein. Gene Ontology annotation, cellular component: nucleus. Lineage: Eukaryota; Fungi; Ascomycota; Sordariomycetes; Magnaporthales; Magnaporthaceae. The transcript has 2 exons. The record is from RefSeq and is a predicted model, not a curated record. Gene Ontology annotation, biological process: chromatin organization. The coding region runs from base 1 to 1239 and encodes 412 amino acids.